Caenorhabditis briggsae is the source of this 363-nucleotide messenger RNA. The coding region runs from base 1 to 363 and encodes 120 amino acids. NCBI's taxonomy places the organism in Eukaryota, Metazoa, Nematoda, Chromadorea, Rhabditida, Rhabditidae. The transcript is spliced from 4 exons. The record is from RefSeq and is a predicted model, not a curated record.
AUGAUUCGAUUGGCGCCCAUUUUCGCACUAAUCCUGCUCGCACGAGGCGAUGGAAAUCAGAAGCCAAAAGGUCCCAUUCUCACCACCUCGACCACAACAGAGCUACCCACAACCACCACCACGAUUCCUACCACAACACUCCGCCCAUUUUAUUCCGAAGCCGACUGGGGAAUGCACAUGGUACUGCUCGGCGGAGGUGCAUUCGUUGUUUUCGUGUUGGCUUGCAGCUACAUUGGCUACGUGGUUAACAACGUUCUGGACCGGAGACGAGUCGGAGAAGGAGGACCGAAUCCAGCCGUUGGAAAUGGCAGAAUUCACGAGAAUAUUCUACUGGACGAUAUGGAUGAGGACCAUGAGGAAUAG